GCGCGGCGCGGCGGCAUGGCGGCGAGGCCGGUGGACUGUCACUGCCACCUCUCCGCGCCCUGCUUCCAGUCGGACGUGGCGGCCGUGGUGCGGGCGGCCCGGCAGGCGGCGGUGGCGGCGCUGGUGGCGGUGACCGAGCAGGCGGGGGAGUUCCGCGGCGUGCUGGAGCUGUCCGACAGGUUCCCGGGGUUCGUGCUGCCGUGUCUGGGCGUUCACCCUGUGCAGGAUGUUUCUCCAGAAGAGCAACGCAGCGUUACUUUAAAGGAUCUGGAUGCAGCAUUGCCACUUAUAGAACUCUACAAAGAUAAGUUGGUGGCAAUUGGAGAAGUUGGAUUAGAUUUCACUCCUAGAUUUGCCAGCACAGAUGAACAGAAGGAAGGACAAAGACAGGUUCUGAUCAAGCAGGUUGAGUUAGCAAGAAAACUGGAUUUGCCUUUAAAUGUUCACUCCCGCUCAGCUGGAAGACCAACCAUUAAUCUCUUAAAGGAGCAAGGUGCUUCAAAGGUGUUGCUUCACGCGUUUGAUGGGAAGCCAUCUGUAGCCAUGGAAGGAGUGAAAGCUGGAUACUUCUUCUCCAUUCCUCCUUCCAUUAUAAGGAGUGAUCAGAAGCAGAAACUUGUGAAAGUGUUACCUCUGGAAAGUAUAUGCUUGGAAACCGACUCCCCUGCUUUGGGGCCUGAAAAACAGGUGAGAAAUGAACCAAAAAAUAUUUACAUUGCUGCAGAAUAUAUUGCUAAAAUUAAAGGAAUUCCAGUUGAAGAAGUUAUAGAAGUGACGACACAGAAUGCACUGAAAGUAUUCCCCAAACUUCGUAACUUCCUUCAGGUAUAGACUUAGAAACUGAUGUUGUUGAAACUAUUGGUUAUGAUGUAAUAAAUAAAACCAACACACA
This is a messenger RNA of Tympanuchus pallidicinctus (lesser prairie-chicken), 892 nucleotides long. RefSeq names its product TatD DNase domain containing 3 (gene TATDN3). Gene Ontology annotation, molecular function: hydrolase activity, acting on ester bonds. The transcript has 10 exons. Lineage: Eukaryota; Metazoa; Chordata; Aves; Galliformes; Phasianidae. The record is from RefSeq and is a predicted model, not a curated record. The coding region runs from base 16 to 831 and encodes 271 amino acids.